Magnolia sinica is the source of this 927-nucleotide messenger RNA. Its product is annotated as protein FAR1-RELATED SEQUENCE 5-like. The record is from RefSeq and is a predicted model, not a curated record. The transcript has 3 exons. The coding region runs from base 1 to 927 and encodes 308 amino acids. NCBI's taxonomy places the organism in Eukaryota, Viridiplantae, Streptophyta, Magnoliopsida, Magnoliales, Magnoliaceae.
AUGGCGCAAGUUGGCACAACUUCUAUCCGUCGUUGGAUUCCAGAAGUAGAAGAGGGGUUGAAACCAAUAAUUGAAAAGACUACUUUCUCUUCAGUUGAUGCGGCGUUUAACUUCUACAACCAUUAUGCAAAGAAGGCAGGCUUCAGUGUUCGUAGAGGAUCAAAUAAAUACAAUAAGAAUCAAGAAGAGAUCUGGAAGAUGUUUGUAUGUUCGAAGGAGGGGAUGACAGAUAACAAGGUACAAAUGCAGCAUGGUGUAGUAAAAAGGCGACGGAGUAUUACUCAAGAAAGUUGUAAAGCUCGCAUGACAAUUAAAAAAGAGGGUGGUGGACCAAACUAUAUAGUGAAAAAGUUUGUUGAGGAGCACAGUCAUGAGUUAGCAACUCCUCGAAAGAAACAUCUUCUUCGAUCACAUCGUGAGGUUUGUAAUGCGCAGAAGAAUUUGGAAAAUACAUUCACUCAAUCAGGCAUAGGCAUUUCACAAACUAUGAAUGUUUUAGCAAUUGAAUCAGGUGGUCACGAAAAUAUUGGAUGCAUUGAGCAAGACGUGAGAAAUUAUGAAAGAGAUAAAAGAAAAGAAACCAAGGACCAUGAUACUCAACUAUUGUAUGAACAUUUUUCUGAAAUGAAGGAAUUAGAUCCAUCGUUCGCAUAUAAUGUGAAGGUUGAUGCGGAGGCAAUGUUAGGGGACCCACCGAAAGCGAUCAUAACAGAUCAAGAUCCAGCAAUGACAAAAGCCAUUGCUAUUGUAUUUCCGAAUGCUUUCCAUCGUUAUUGUAUUUGGCAUAUUUUGCACAAGGUCCCUGAAAAGUUAGGUCACAUAGCUUUUAAAGAUGAAUUUAAAGUACCUUUUUAUGAUAGCAUAUGGAAUUCUGAGAAGCCCGAAGCUUUCGAAGUAUGUCUAGUAGCCAACGAAGUGAAAGCAUGA